AUGCCACCCAAAAAGGACAAAGGGAAAGGUCCGAAGAAACCGGCCAAAACGGACAAACAGAAAAAGGCCGAAGCUGAAAUGAUGAAGAAAGUCAUCGCUCAAUAUAGUGGGGUUCUCUCCGUAGAGGAUAUCAAAGGAAUGAAAGAAAUCUUUGAUGCAAAUGAUCAGAGUAAUGCAGGUUUUAUUAAAGCAAGCACACUGGGAUUUAUUCUUCGCACAUUGGGCUUUAAUCCACGUGAAAGUGACCUUCAACGAGUAGCAAAAGAAUACGAUCCAGAAAAAACGGAUCAAUUGAAAUUUCCUGAAUUUGUCGGUUCGGUGUUAGGUAUUCAAACAUCUAUUACGGACAAAGAAAUUAUUCCUGCCUUUCAAGUUUUCGAUCCAGAAAAACGUGGUGUGAUAGAAGCGGAUGAAAUUAUGAAAUGUUUAACAAAUGUUGGUGACAUGCUCGAUGAAGUUGAAGCGAAAGCUUUCAAAGAUAAUCUUAAAAUUGAUGAUCUCGGUUUAUUCAGUUAUGAAGAAUUUUUUAAGAAAUUCACCGAACCAAAGAAGAAAAAAAAGAAAGGAAAGAAGAAAGGCAAAAAGAAGAAAUAA
Messenger RNA from Adineta ricciae, 594 nucleotides. The record is from the annotation of a GenBank genome assembly. NCBI's taxonomy places the organism in Eukaryota, Metazoa, Rotifera, Eurotatoria, Adinetida, Adinetidae.